GAUAUAUCACCAUGUGUGGUGAAGCGUGUAUAGAAUGUUUUUCUAGGUGGAGAUUAUGGAUAAGGCCUCUUUUUAUUCUUUUAUAUGCCUUAGCUGCUUUAGUCUUUGUACCAUUAUUUUUAGUUAAAUCCUUGGAAGAUGGUUUUAAUAAACAUGAUCAAGAGAUUCUUAUAGGUGGUAUUUUUGUAUGGGUUGCCAUUCCUUUAUCUUUUUGGGAAAUUAUACAGCAUGUCAUACAUUAUGUUCAGCCUAGGCUACAGAAACAUGUUAUUAGAAUAUUAUGGAUGGUUCCAAUCUAUGCCAUUAACGCAUGGUUGGGACUUAUUUAUCCAGAGCAAUCAGUAUAUGUAGAUAGUAUAAGAGAAUGCUACGAGGCCUUUGUCAUCUAUAACUUUAUGAAAUUUCUUUUAAAUUAUUUAAAUAUGGAAAUGGAUCUAGAAGCAAAUUUGGAGCUAAAGCCGCAAGUAAAGCAUAUAUUCCCUCUUUGUUGUUUGCCGGAAUGGGAAAUGGGCAGGGAAUUUGUUCAUAUUUGCAAGCAUGGAAUAUUACAGUAUACAGUAGUGAGGCCUUUAACUACAGCUAUUUCUUUCGUAUGUAAGAAUUUCGAUGUAUAUGGAGAUGGUCAAUUUAAGGCAAAUGUGGCGUUCCCGUAUUUGACAGCAGUGAAUAAUGUUUCACAGUUUAUAGCCAUGUACUGUCUGGUAAUGUUUUACAAAGCGAGCGUUGCUGAAUUAAAACCUAUGAAACCACUGCCCAAAUUUUUGUGCAUAAAAGCCGUUGUAUUCUUUUCGUUUUUCCAGGGAGUGCUCAUACAAUUAGCCGUCUACUUUGAGUUCAUUAAACCCGGCGCAGAUUCUCCGGAUCAAGGUCUAAGUCUUUCUACGAGACUCCAAAAUUUCUUAAUUUGCAUCGAGAUGUGUUUGGCUGCAAUUGCCCAUCACUACAGUUUCUCUUAUGAACAAUACCUAAUGCCCGGAUCGCCUAGCAGAAACCAAUCCUGUUGUUCAUCGUUCCUGGCCAUGUGGGAUAUUUCUGACGUGCAUACGGAUAUUAGGGAACAUAUAGGAAUAGUUAGUAGUUCAAUAAGUAGAAGAAUCAGAGGUAGAAGCAUGUACAGCAUUCCAAGAGGCGAAGAUGAAUACGCGAAUUUAGUGUCGUCCAGGGGAGCGCACAGCAUGCCGAAUCCAGGGUAUUACCAGAACGAUAGUGAGGAUAUAAUUGUUAAUUAUGGUACUGUAAGUUCUAGUCAAACGGCCAAAGUGCAUAAUAAUAAAUACAGUACGUAACCCGCGAAAAGAUAAGA
Diabrotica balteata is the source of this 1303-nucleotide messenger RNA. The record is from the annotation of a GenBank genome assembly. NCBI's taxonomy places the organism in Eukaryota, Metazoa, Arthropoda, Insecta, Coleoptera, Chrysomelidae.